UAUUUAUAAAGGACUACACGUUUUCCCCUUUUUUUAACAGGAUUUCUGGCAAUGCUGCGAGUAAUAAAAAUAUUCAUGGCACCGUCUCUGAGCAACUUAAGAAGAACUUCGCCAAAUCACGUUGGAAACAAGCAUAUUAUGCCGCAACCGUUAUUCGACAAAUGCAGCGCAUGGCGUUAAGUAGUAACAGUAAUAGUACAGGUGGCAGUGGAGAUAGAAGUAAAAUUAAUCUGCUAUCAAAGGAAAGUACACAAGUAGACAGCAACAGUUGUGUAGAAUCUGAAGUAGCUGAAAGCUCUGCCAGUCAUCAUGGCGAGGAAGGAAGUUGUACUGAUAAUACUACCGCUACCAACAUAAGCUGCGGUGCUAAAUCAACGACGUCAGCUGAUAACAAACCAGCAACUGUCAUAGCAGGUGGGGAUAACCAACCGACCAACAGUAGUAAAAGCAACUCACCUGCUUGUGUGAAUGGUAGUGAACAAAACAAGUAAGCAUAUUCAUAUAAGAUGCGAAAAAAUACAAUCAGUCAAAAUGGACUAGAAAUUGUUUAUAAAUAUGUAUAUGGGACGUUCCACGUCAAGCGAAACAGGGCUCUUCCCAGAAUUCACGUUAAUUUAUUUUAAUGAUCGUGGGCUUAAAAUUUUUGUUAUUGAUCGUCCUUGAUGGGUCAAUAUGAUCUUUUCGAAAUCUUCAAAAUGUCGGCUCAACAUGACAGCGGGAAGCCUGAGAAAAAUCGAGUUCUUGAAUUAAAACACCUGUUAAACGAAAAAUUCAAGACCGAAUCAUCUGGUUUUGCGCUAAAAUUUUUGGUAAUUGACGUUCCAAACUGGUCAGAUAGGUUGGCUAAAUUCAACAUGGAGGAGGUCUCUGAUUAAGAACCUAUAAUAUUUUUUUUAAUUCAAAAUUGCAGAUCCAAUAAGGCGGACAACUUUUCGAAAAAAAUUUUGGUUUUCCUGACAUUUUUCAUUUAGGGGAUUCACUGAUUACGAAUUUAUAAAAAUGUCGCGAAAAUCGAACCGUUAUAUUGGAUCCGCCAUUUAGAACUUUUAAAAGAUGCAUGUCCAAAACGUUACAAGAAUCAAACAAUUUUUAAAAAUAUGCCCGCCAUAUGGGAUCCGCCAUUAAAAAAAAAUAUAUGUUUACAGAUUCGCAAUCAGCGACCCGAAAGACUCCUAUAUUCCAAGUUUCAUAAAAGUUAAACAUGUUGAAUAUAGCCAACCUAUCAUAUCAGUUUCUUGGGAACGUCCAUUACCGAAAAUUUUAGAACAAAAAGAGAUAAAUCGGUAGUCAAUUUUUUAUUUAACAGGUGUGUUAAUUCAAGAUCUCUAUUUUUCUCAGGUUUCCACCCGCCGAAAAGUUUACAUUUUCCCACAAAGGGCGAUCAGUAGCGAACAUUUUGAGUCCAGGGGUGCUACUCUGUAAUGCGAUGUGAAAGAGAAAUGAUCAUUAAAAUCCAUCAAGGUGAGAUUUGGACUGAGCCUUGUUCCGGUUGACGUGGAACAUCCCAUAUGUAUACGAAUAUAUAUAUAAAUACUUUUCUAUAUUUUUUCUGACAACAGCUACUAUAGUUAGACAUAUUUUUGCGAAUUUCUUUUACAUACAUAUUUAUUUUAAGCCAGAUGAAGUGAACCUCGGUACUUCCAUAUUGAAUCAUAAAGAAGAGACUUUUACUUUCCAUAUUUUGUUUUGUAUUACUUUUAAAACUGCGGAAGAACAAAUUGUUUAUUAAGAAUCAUUUCAAUAUUUAUAAAAAAAAGAAUUACGCGUUAUAGAAAGAUUUUCAAAAUAAAUUCAUCCUUAAGCGUGUUCAUAAAAAUAUUGUGGAGAAAAGAUGGGAUCUAACAGUAAAAACCAAGACACAAAUUUUAGUUGUUUAUAAAAACCCGCUGAUACCACUUAUGCUAUAAUGCUGUUUUAAAAUUUAUUACAUAAAUGAAUCUCAAAUAUGAAAAUAAAACAAAUACAAAAUAGGCUUCUUCUAAUUG
Messenger RNA from Rhagoletis pomonella (apple maggot), 1985 nucleotides. RefSeq lists its product as uncharacterized. The record is from RefSeq and is a predicted model, not a curated record. Lineage: Eukaryota; Metazoa; Arthropoda; Insecta; Diptera; Tephritidae. The coding region runs from base 162 to 491 and encodes 109 amino acids. The transcript is spliced from 2 exons.